This is a messenger RNA of Corticium candelabrum, 1520 nucleotides long. Its product is annotated as threonine synthase-like 2. Gene Ontology annotation, molecular function: pyridoxal phosphate binding. The record is from RefSeq and is a predicted model, not a curated record. The coding region runs from base 9 to 1487 and encodes 492 amino acids. The transcript has 2 exons. Lineage: Eukaryota; Metazoa; Porifera; Homoscleromorpha; Homosclerophorida; Plakinidae. Gene Ontology annotation, biological process: 2-oxobutyrate biosynthetic process; dephosphorylation.
UUGUGAUCAUGAGGUAUGCGAGUACCCGCGGUGGAGUGAAGAGCGUUGCAUUCCGAGAAGCUCUUCUGUCUGGCUAUGCACUGGACGGCGGUCUGUUAGUGCCUGGAGAUAUUCCACGUGUUGAUGGGUCGUUGCUGUCUGCAUGGACAGAGUUGUCGUAUGUACGUUUGUGCGAAGAGAUUCUUCCAAUGUUUAUUGCAAAUGAAGAAGUUCCUUUGAAAAAACUAGAAGAAAUUAUUGAGUCAAGUUUUUCACGAUUCCAUUCGCCCGACGUUUUUUCCAUCAAACAAGUAGGAGACAUGAUAGUUGCCGAGAUGUGGCACGGCCCUACGGGAGCAUUUAAAGACAUCGCACUCGGUGUUGUCGCAAAACUAGUCAACUACUUCCUUGGAGAGAGCGGCAAACAUGCAACAGUAUUGGUUGCAACAUCAGGAGACACGGGAUCCGCAGCCAUACAUGCAGUGUUGGGGUUAGACAACAUGGAUAUCAUUGUAUUGUAUCCGAAAGGGAGGAUAAGUCGCAUCCAGGAGCUGCAGAUGACGACUGUUGAUGCAGAGAAUGUGACCGUGUAUGGAGGAGAGAAUUGUGUCGCCGAUGAUUUUGAUACACUCGUCAAGCGAAUCUUCGCCGAUGUUGAUUUCUCACAUCAUCACAAUCUCAUCAUGUUGAAUUCAAUCAAUGUCGGUCGCAUUGUUAUGCAGACUGUCCAUUAUUUCUAUGCAUAUUUCAAGGCUUGUCGUUCUGUUGGAGACGAAGUUCUCAUUGCUGUGCCAACCGGAGCGUGUGGUAACAUCGCUAGUGGAGUGUUAGCUCAAAAAAUGGGUCUACCAGUCAAGUUCAUAAUUGGAGUCAAUCAUAACGAUGUCGUUCAUAAGUGUAUCAUGUCAGGGUGUCUUGAUCAACCCGAUGAUGUGAUGCAGUCGUAUGCUAGUGCUAUGGAUGUGCAGGUACCGUACAACAUCGAGCGUGUCAUCUCGUUCAUCACUGAUGACACGGACGUCGUCGCUCAGCAGUUUACGUCGUGGGAUGCAACGGGUACGAUGGCUCUUACGGCCGCACAACAGAGAGAGAUGAGGAAACUGAUGUGGAGCACGUCGGUCACUCAAGAGGAAAUUAUUGAGACAAUGCAAGAGAUGAUGUCUCAACACAACUAUUGUGUCUGCCCGCACACGGCUGUUGGUGUGUUCGCUGCCAACAAAUUCCGUCACACAUCAGAUCCACAACGACAGCUUGUCUGCAACGAUGCUCACCUGUCCAGCACUCCUAUUGUGUGCUACGCAACUUCCACGUUAACAAAAUUUAAGGAAGUUGCCGAUGAAGCUGGAAUUGCUGCUCCAGGUUUGCCAUCUGUGGAAGCAUUGUAUGAGCUACCUGAAAAGGGUGAAGUGCUACAAGGAGAUAGACGUAACUGGGAGGUGAUCAUUAGGAGGAGAAUCAAAGAGAUAUCUGAUAAGAAGUCACUGAAGAUUAACUUGGAUGAUGUCUGACUGCAUUUACUCGGUAGAUAUGGACACACACAG